CUUGCCAUGAACGUCCUCGUGCUCGGCGGCACGGGUCCUCUCGGGCUAUGCCUUCUCAAUCAACUCGUGGAAGCUAAGACCAACCCUGACUUCCCUGCCAAGUUGGAUGUCAUCACCGCUGUAGUUCGCCCGGCCUCCAAGGACAAGAUCGGCCAAGAUACCCUCGCUGGAGUCAAAGUCAUCGAAGGAAACCUCCUGGACGAAACCACGCUGACUCAAGCGUUGGACAACCAAAACGUCAUCAUUGUGGCUGUUGGUCAUGGAUCGGUGUGCCAUGAGAGCCAAAAACUGUUGAACGCCCACGCAGCGACUUCCCAGGCGCACCGCGUCGUCGUCGUGACGUCCCUCGGCACGAACGAAUCAUACGACGAAUGCAAUUUCUUCACCAAGACGCUCGUGAGCACAGUUUUGCGUACGGAAAUUGGCCACAAGAAGAUCCAGGAAGACUUGUUGCGGUCGGGGCCGUUUAGCUCGUCGGACACGAAGGAUUUCGUGUUGGUUCGGCCAGCCGGACUCACCGGACCAGAGGUCACGGGCGUGUACACUGCCGCAGAACACGGCGUUGCCGGCGGUCGGAUCACGCGCGGCAACGUCGCGCACUUCAUUGUGAAUGAGCUCUUGUCUGGCAAAAAGGGCGACAAAUACUCCAACAAAUCAUUCCAAUUGGCCUAGUCCUAAUACCGAACUACAGGUGCAGAACAACCAAAUGUCCUUGUGUUCUCCCUAGUUCUACACUGCAACAGGAAUGUGUCGAUGCUUUGUUAAGUGAGCCAGAUGUACUAUUCGUAGACAUAUACAUGCCAACACUGUAAAC
Messenger RNA from Aphanomyces astaci, 814 nucleotides. RefSeq lists its product as hypothetical. NCBI's taxonomy places the organism in Eukaryota, Oomycota, Saprolegniomycetes, Saprolegniales, Verrucalvaceae. The transcript has a single exon. The record is from RefSeq and is a predicted model, not a curated record. Bases 7 to 672 code for a protein of 221 amino acids.